Saccharomyces eubayanus is the source of this 1302-nucleotide messenger RNA. RefSeq names its product adenylosuccinate synthase (gene ADE12). Gene Ontology annotation, cellular component: cytoplasm. NCBI's taxonomy places the organism in Eukaryota, Fungi, Ascomycota, Saccharomycetes, Saccharomycetales, Saccharomycetaceae. Gene Ontology annotation, molecular function: adenylosuccinate synthase activity; GTP binding. Bases 1 to 1302 code for a protein of 433 amino acids. The transcript has a single exon. The record is from RefSeq and is a predicted model, not a curated record. Gene Ontology annotation, biological process: IMP metabolic process; 'de novo' AMP biosynthetic process.
AUGGUUAACGUUGUAUUAGGCUCCCAAUGGGGUGAUGAAGGUAAAGGAAAAUUGGUCGAUUUACUGGUUGGUAAAUAUGACAUUGUAGCUCGUUGUGCAGGGGGUAACAAUGCUGGUCAUACCAUUGUUGUAGAUGGUGUUAAGUAUGAUUUCCAUAUGUUACCAUCUGGUUUAGUCAACCCACACUGUCAAAAUUUAUUGGGUAAUGGUGUCGUUAUCCAUGUUCCAUCAUUUUUUAAGGAAUUGGAGACCUUGGAGGCUAAAGGUUUGAAAGAUGCAAGAGGUAGAUUAUUCGUUUCUUCUAGAGCUCAUUUGGUCUUUGACUUCCAUCAAGUAACUGACAAAUUAAGAGAGUUGGAAUUAUCAGGCCGUUCCAAAGAUGGUAAAAAUAUUGGUACUACAGGUAAAGGUAUUGGUCCAACUUACUCUACAAAGGCUUCGAGAUCAGGUUUAAGAGUUCACCAUUUAGUUAACGAUCAACCAGGUGCCUGGGAUGAGUUUGUUGUCAGGUAUAAAAGAUUACUGGAAACAAGAAGACAAAGAUAUGGUGAUUUCGAAUACGAUUUCGAUGCUAAAUUAGCUGAAUACAAGAAAUUAAGAGAGCAAUUGAAGCCAUUCGUUGUCGACUCCGUUGUUUUCAUGCAUAAGGCCAUUGAAGCAAAGAAAAAGAUACUGGUCGAAGGUGCUAAUGCUUUGAUGUUGGAUAUCGAUUUCGGUACUUAUCCUUAUGUGACUUCCUCGAGUACUGGUAUUGGUGGUGUUCUUACAGGGUUAGGUAUUCCUCCACGUACCAUUGAUGAAAUUUACGGUGUCGUUAAAGCCUACACAACCAGAGUUGGUGAAGGUCCAUUUCCAACAGAACAAUUGAAUGAAGACGGGGAAAAAUUACAGACGAUCGGCGCUGAAUUCGGUGUCACCACUGGUCGUAAGCGUCGUUGUGGUUGGUUAGAUUUAGUCGUCUUGAAAUACUCUACUCUGAUCAACGGUUACACAAGUUUGAACAUCACUAAAUUAGACGUUCUAGAUACCUUCAAAGAAAUUCCUGUAGGUAUUUCGUAUUCUAUCCAAGGUAAAAAGUUAGAUUUAUUCCCUGAAGAUUUGAAUAUUUUAGGUAAGGUUGAGGUUGAAUAUGUAACUUUACCAGGUUGGGACCAAGACAUCACCAAAAUUACAAAAUAUGAAGAGUUGCCUGAAAAUGCAAAGAGUUAUUUGAAAUAUAUUGAAGAUUUUGUUGGCGUUCCUGUUGAAUGGGUUGGAACUGGUCCAGCAAGAGAAAGUAUGUUGCAUAAAGAUAUCAAAUAG